Molecule: messenger RNA, 2985 nt
Organism: Miniopterus natalensis
Lineage: Eukaryota; Metazoa; Chordata; Mammalia; Chiroptera; Miniopteridae
Product: B cell receptor associated protein 29
Biological process (GO): endoplasmic reticulum to Golgi vesicle-mediated transport; intracellular protein transport
Cellular component (GO): endoplasmic reticulum membrane; endoplasmic reticulum
Source: RefSeq, a predicted model, not a curated record
GCUUCCGGGCGCAGUCUUAACCCCUUCCCUGCCGCCCGGCUGUAACGCCGGCCGCCCCGGUUAGGGGAGGGUCGCACCCUCUACUCCUGAACAAAAACCUUGCGCCUCGCGCGCCAUUAACACAAUUUUCUUUGUAAGGCCGCAAAGUAAAGCAGGUGAUUCUCUAUUUAGGUGUCAAGAGGAAAAAAUGACACUCCAGUGGACGGCAGUUGCAACCUUUCUUUAUGCUGAAAUAGGACUCAUUUUAGUCUUCUGUCUACCUUUUAUUCCUCCUCAGAGAUGGCAGAAGAUUUUUUCAUUUAAUGUCUGGGGUAAAAUUGCAAGUUUUUGGAACAAGGCUUUUCUUUCUAUUAUAGUCCUAUUGAUUGUUCUGUUUCUAGAUGCUGUGAGAGAAGUAAGGAAAUAUUCCUCUACUACUGUCAUUGAAAAAAGCUCAGCCAGCAGACCUGGUGCCCAUGAACAUACCCAGAUGAAACUUUUUAGGUCUCAAAGAAAUCUUUACAUUUCUGGAUUUUCAUUAUUUUUCUGGCUAGUGUUAAGGCGUCUGGUUACCCUUAUUACUCAGCUGGCAAAAGAGCUGUCAAACAAAGGAAUACUUAAAACUCAAGCAGAAAAUACUGACGAGGCUGCCAGAAAAUUCAUGAAAGAGAAUGAAAAACUAAAACAGCUCUUGAAAGGCCAUAACAAAGAAAAGGAACACAUUUUGGAAGCAGAAAAUAAAAAACUGGUAGAAGACCAGGAAAAACUGAAAACUGAAUUAAAGAAGACUUCAGAUGCCCUGUCUAAGGCACAAAAUGACAUGAAGACAAUGAAAAUGCAGUCAGAGAGUCUUUCAAAAGAAUAUGACCGACUCCUAAAAGAACACUCAGAACUUCAGGAUCGUUCACGGAAAGACAAGAAAAGCCUCUGAACUGUAUGAAAGAAGAUCGUGAUACACCAUGUCAAGAUGAUAAAAUUGUUAUCACGUUAGCCUCUAGAAAAUUUAAAAUUUAGUUCAGAAAAAUGUACUAUGACUGGCCAAUAUUUUUUGAAAUUCCAUACGUAAGCUGUUAUCAUAAUGGCAUUAUCACAGUAUUUGAUGAUGUUUCACAUAUAUUGUAAAGUCUAUAUUCUGGCUCUUAAGUAAAAUAUAAGCAUGUUAAACAUUAUUUAGAUAGUCAUAGUAACACUGCUGUAUGGUGGCUGUUUACCAAUAGAAAGAAAAAUUCAUUAGCCAGUUACUUCCAAAAUUAGAUUUUUAAGUUGCAUGAAACCAUUAAUAGCCUUUAAAAGCUUUGAUGAGUUUCCACUAAUAAUAACCUAUUUAAUCAGAUGAUGCUAGUGAUUAUGUAUUUGAGUAUGUAUCUAGUAUCAGCAAACUUGUUCAUAGAGAGAUUAAAUAAGGAUGAAUGAUCAAAAUUUGCCACUAUAUUAAUAGGGAAGGGUCAGAAAGAGCAAAAAGUAAAAAACAGUGACCUUAAAGCCUGAUGGUACAUACUAUGGUUUACUCUCAUAAAACAACUUUUUAUAAUUAUAUUUUUGUUACUAUGCUUCUGCACCUGUUGGACUAUUUUUGUUGACAUUUGUGUUAAUAACUAGUAAGCAAUCAACCUUUUUAAAGGUCAUCUAGCAGUGGAGUUUACAUCUAUUUGCACAACUGUCACAACACUGAACUAAAAUUAUCUUACGACAAUUUGGAAUUCUUGAAUCAGAAAGUUAAUGUAUAACAUAUCCAAAAAGCAAGUAUUUCCCAUUGCUGUGAGAGUUACUGAUUAUUCAGAUAUUACCUCAAAUAUACAUACACCGGUGUCAGAGUUUCUCUGACAUGUUUUUGUAUUCUGAAAGCUAAAUAUUAAAUACUAUUUUUCCAUUCAAAUAUUCAUUUAGAGUUUCCUUUAGAAGAUGAUAAUGAUUAUAGCAUUAAUAUGAUUUAGGUUGUUCCAGUGUUUAGACAUGGAAAUUGUCUUCCUUGUCUCAUAAAAACCUAAAUAUAAAAGAAAAUGGAAAAUAAUUACUAGAGUUUUUAUUUUCCUGAUACUUGUUUUAUCUUUUGUUGUUUAUUUUCAUUUUAGCACCAACUUCACACAUAAUUUUUUUCAUUGUAAAAUGGAUGAAAUGAGCAAGUACGUAAGACUUUUAUCUCAGAUAAAAGCCAAGAGUUAACACUAGAAAACAACAUGUAGGAGACAUUUAACAGGAGUAAGAAAUGGGAGUUAGACCAUCUGGACUGACAGUACCAUAAAUAACAAGAAAAGGGAGUGCUGGAGCAGGACAGAACUAAACAAAUGACAGCUCAAAGUGUCAACUUAGAAAUAUCAAAGUUAGAGCUACAUGGGUAUAUACAUAGCGAGUGAGUGUGAUUCUGGCUUACUAUACAGAAAUCAAGUUUAAUGACAGAAUAACAUACAGAAAAGGAGAAGAUAUACACCUUUAGAAUUGGCAGACCUAAAAUCUAAUCCCAGCCUCACAAUAAUUUAGCCGUGUGAUUUGAACAAAUUAUUUAAACCUGCUAGACUUCCAUUUCCUCAAUUCCAGAAUGGGAGUAAUAACGUUUAGAUCAGACUGCACAGCAAGGAGAAAGUCUGGGUGCUCUUUGAAGAGCAUGAGGAUUGAAAGAUUUUCCCAGAUCACUUUAAAGUGUACAUUUAAGUAAUCUUAAACUUCAACUUUUAAUUUUACAGAUGGGCAACCUGAGCCUCAAACGUUUGAGUCAUUUUCCCAAGGUAACAUGAAUGGUUAGAUUUGGGGCCCGAUCUGAAUCUAGAAUUCAGGUGUCCUGGUUCCCCAGAAAAUACUCCAGAUUUUAUAAACAAAAACUACCUAUAUAAUUUACUAAACAAAAUAUUGCCAUGAUUUAUCCCGGGUUUGAACCAGGGACUUUGGAUUCAGAGAAUCUGUGUACUUUACCACAAUACCAAGCUGCCUCUCCAAUAUGCUUGUUAGUUCUUAUUACUCUCCUUGCCAAUGAUGGUGUUUAGCAAAAAAUAAACAUGUAUUCUCAAUUUA